This is a messenger RNA of Cydia amplana, 1527 nucleotides long. RefSeq names its product GTP-binding protein RAD. The transcript is spliced from 6 exons. The record is from RefSeq and is a predicted model, not a curated record. The coding region runs from base 41 to 1396 and encodes 451 amino acids. Gene Ontology annotation, cellular component: plasma membrane. NCBI's taxonomy places the organism in Eukaryota, Metazoa, Arthropoda, Insecta, Lepidoptera, Tortricidae. Gene Ontology annotation, molecular function: calcium channel regulator activity; GTPase activity; GTP binding.
AUGCAACAAGUCCGCCCGCCCCGUCAGUACCGCCGCGACCAUGGCAUCGGACGGACGCACGAAGCGCUCGCAGUCGAUAUGCGCGCCGGCUUCCGCUAGCAUGGAGGCCCUUGUGGCCCCCAUGGAGACCACCCCGGCCCCUCGCCGCCGCCCCGCAGCGCGCUCCCAAUCCGCCAGAAUCACUGGCGGCCGAAGUGUCAGACACCGGCGUCAGCAACAGCAACAGCAGCUGGAUAGAGAGACCAGAGCGCGCUACAGCUCCGAACCAAGACUAGCAGAAGCAGAAACCCCCCCUCAAGUGAGAAGGCAAGCUUCAGCGAGACGCAGACCGCCGCCCGGGCAUAACUCCCAACCACGCCGCUCCAAUGCCUUCCUGGAUGUUCCAAAACACCAACCAGAACAGGAGGAACCAGACGAGGAUUCCUACAGGCUCCGGACCUUCAACGUCACGCAGAAAGGAGGAAUCGUCAACCGCGGCGACUCAUUCCGCCGCCGCCGCUCCCGCUCCGGCUCGCUAGCACCGUCGCCUGCGCAGCCCGAACCCAGCGAACGACGUGUGGUCGCCCUACACAGGGUCGCCAUGGUUGGCGCGCCUGGCGUGGGGAAGACUGCCUUAAUCAGCCAGUUUCAGACUAGCGAGUGUAUUAACGCAUAUGACGGACAGAGAGUUACAUGCUGUUUCAUGUGUUGCUCCACUACAUAUAACACUGUUGAGGAACCCAGAGAACGACGUGUGGUCGCCCUACACAGGGUCGCCAUGGUUGGUGCGCCUGGCGUGGGGAAAACUGCGCUAAUCAGCCAGUUUCAGACUAGCGAGUGUAUUAACGCGUAUGACGGACAGAGAGAUCCUGAUGCAGAACAGAAAGUAUCCAUCAUGCUGAACGGGGAGGAAUCAGAAUUAUAUUUCGUCAACUGUACUACUUCUAAGGAGGAAAUCGACCGCUCAGAGCCUGCAGACGCGUUCGUGCUCAUAUACAGCGUGGUCGACAAGGCGUCCUUCCAGAAGGCUGAGCAGGAGCUGGCCAGGCUACUGGACUGCGAUAUGCUGAGGUCGAGGCCAGCUGUGCUGGUUGGGAACAAGAUAGACCUGGCACGGAGUCGGGCUGUCUCAACACAAGAUGGCAAAUGCCUAGCGUGCACAUACAAAGCGAAGUUCGUCGAGGUCUCCGUCGGAAUCAAUCACAAUGUGGACGAACUUCUCGUCGGUAUCCUCAGCCAGAUCAGACUGAAGAAACAACAGUAUUCAGCCGAAGGAGGAAGGGAGUCGUCACCAGCCCAUUGGUACAAAUCUAGGGGCGUAGUACGAGCUAGCAUGAAAGCCCGACAAAUGCUCACCUGGAUAUUCGGUAAAGAGGAUUCCAAAUUCAAAAACUGUGAGAAUCUAAACGUCCUGUGAGUAGAGAACGACGGACCAGUGUUCGUCUAAUGGAAUUUGGACUUUAUAACAAGUGUGAUUAAGUGUAAAUUUGCAUUGUGUUCGUUUUAAGUGUUAUAUUCGAUUUUACUUUUAAGUUCGCGGAGACGUUU